Molecule: messenger RNA, 1175 nt
Organism: Cynoglossus semilaevis (tongue sole)
Lineage: Eukaryota; Metazoa; Chordata; Actinopteri; Pleuronectiformes; Cynoglossidae
Gene: fahd2a
Product: fumarylacetoacetate hydrolase domain containing 2A
Exons: 8
Coding region: 152-1126 (324 amino acids)
Molecular function (GO): catalytic activity
Source: RefSeq, a predicted model, not a curated record
AAUGAUGUCUGCUUUAGUAAUAAAGACCACUGGUUAAACAUUAGCUCCUGUCUGUGCUGUCUGUAAUAAUUAACCCUGAGAACAGAGAAUCCUGCCCUUCCACUACACUGGGUCAUAGUUUGUAUCCAGUCCAGUUUGGAGACAUGGGCAGAUGAGACUCCCCGCCUCCAGCUUUUGCAUCUUCAGGACUCUUUUACUCUUUUCACGGCAAACGUUGCAUCAGCAGAGGCGAAGGUUAAGCGGUGGUGCAGCCAUGCGUCUGGUGCAGUUUCAAAGACAAGGCGGCGAUGGCGGCGUCAGAGUGGGAGUGGAGAUGGGAGGAGGAGGAGGAGGUGUGGUGGAUCUGAAGGCGUUUGACUCCUCCAUGCCUUCCACGAUGAAGGAGCUGCUGGAGAUGGGAGACAAGGGUUUGGAGUGUGCACGCAGGGCAUUGGCCUCUGGUCAGUGUGUGUUGGAGCGUUCAGACAUCCGCCUACUGGCUCCUGUUUUGGCCCCAGAGAAGGUGGUGUGUGUGGGCAUGAAUUACCGGGACCACUGUCUGGAGCAGAAUGCCCCGAUCCCCAAAGAACCGAUAAUUUUCAGCAAGUUUCCCAAUGCCAUCACAGGACCGUUUGAUGACAUCACACUCCCCUCGGAGAGCCAGGAAGUGGACUGGGAGGUGGAGUUGGCCUUUGUGAUUGGACAAAGAGGAAAACACAUUAAAGAAGAAGACGCUCUCUCCUACGUGGCUGGCUUCACUGUGGCCAAUGACGUCAGCGCUCGUGAUUGGCAGAUGAAGAGGAACGGGAAACAGUGGCUCCUCGGGAAAACCUUCGACAGCUUCUGUCCUCUGGGCCCUGCACUGGUAACUGUUGAUGCAGUGAAAGAUCCUCAUAACCUAAACAUACACUGUCUGGUCAAUGGAGACACAGUCCAGAGCAGCAACACGGACCAGAUGAUCUUCAAGACAGCCGAGUUGGUUGCCUGGGUCUCAAAGUUUGUGACCUUAAGUCCAGGCGAUGUUUUUCUGACAGGAACUCCUCCAGGUGUGGGCGUAUUCAGAAAACCACCUGUUUUUCUUAAGAAAGGAGACGUAGUGGAGUGUCAAAUUGACCAGAUUGGCUCAAUAAUCAACAAAGUCGUCUAAACCCUCAGACAAUGGAAAAAUAAUCAAUAAAUGACCCAUUUCCACUUGA